Messenger RNA from Salarias fasciatus (jewelled blenny), 871 nucleotides. RefSeq names its product phosducin b (gene pdcb). Gene Ontology annotation, biological process: regulation of G protein-coupled receptor signaling pathway. Gene Ontology annotation, cellular component: photoreceptor outer segment. The transcript has 4 exons. NCBI's taxonomy places the organism in Eukaryota, Metazoa, Chordata, Actinopteri, Blenniiformes, Blenniidae. The coding region runs from base 157 to 867 and encodes 236 amino acids. The record is from RefSeq and is a predicted model, not a curated record.
CUGGAAAAGACAGACGCGUGCACACAAAAACACACACCAACCAGCAACAGAUAGCUCAGUGAAGUGAUUGUGUGUGGAUCACUGCAAGGUUAGCUACUCACGAAAAAGGAAGGACUGUGACUUGACUGUGACUGCAGACGACAGCAAGCCUGCACAAUGUCAGACAGACUGAUUGACUUGGAAGAGACUGCAACCCACACAGGGCCAAAAGGAGUCAUAAAUGACUGGAGGCGGUUUAAACUGGAAAGCAUGGAGCAGGAAAAUCUGUCUCCUGCGAAAAAGGAACUGCUGCGACAGAUGUCAUCGCCCAGCAGGCCAAAAGACGACUCCAGAGCAAACCUUAACCGCAAGAUGAGUGUCCAAGAAUAUGAACUGCUUAAAGAGGAGGAUGAAGGAUGUCUGAAGAAAUACAGAAGGCGCUGCAUGCAGGAGAUGCAUGACAAACUCAGCUUCGGACCCAGAUUUGAAGGCGUCCAUGAUCUGGACAGUGGCGAGGCCUUCCUUGAAGUCAUUGAGAAGGAGCAUCACAGCACAGUGGUGGUUGUCCACAUUUUCAAAAUUGGAGUGAAAGGAUGCGAAGAGCUCAACAGCUGCCUUGACUGCCUGGCCACUGAGUACCCAACUGUAAAGUUCUGCAGGAUCGAUGCUGUAGCGUCAGGCGCUGCGGAGCGUUUCUCCGAUGAAUUUUUACCCACUCUGCUCGUCUACAAGGCCGGAGAGCUACUUGGAAACUUCCUUGCCUGCACGCAGCACCUAAAUGAGGAGUUCUUUGCCACAGACGUGGAAGCGUUCCUUAACAGCUACGGCCUGCUGCCAGAGAAGGAGCUGCCGGCGGUGGAGGAUGAGGAAGAAAACGAUGUUGAAUAAACUA